AUGGGUCCCAAGAAAGGCGGCGGUGGCCAGGCGAAGCAGCGUGGGAACGCGGCUGAGGAGGUUGAGGAGACAUUGCAGGCUGUGGUUCUUGCGGAUACUUUUGAGACGAGAUUUGAGCCGUUCACGCUUGAAAAGCCCCGGUGUCUCCUGCCUCUUGCGAAUACGCCCUUGAUUGAGUAUACGUUCGAAUUCCUUGCCAAUGCCGGUGUCGAGGAGGUUUUCCUUUACGGAGGAGCGCACUCGGAUCAGCUGGAGAAAUACAUCAAUGCGUCAAAAUGGAGAGGCAACUCGUCGCCAUUCAAGCAGCUGACUUUCCUCAAAUCUACAUCGACUUCCGUCGGAGACGUCAUGCGCGACCUGGACGGGAAACACCUCAUUACCGGAGACUUUAUCGUUGUGAGCGGCGACGUGAUUAGCAACUUGCCCAUCGAGGGCGCGUUGGCAAAGCAUCGUGCUCGCCGCCAGGCAGACAAGAAUGCCAUCAUGACUAUGGUCCUGCGCGAGGCUGGCAGGAACCACCGCACCAAGUCGACCUCCGUGUCCCCUGUCUUCGUUCUCGAUCCCACCAAGGACCGUUGUCUACACUAUGAGGAGAUCGACCAUCACUCGGACGAGCUGUCUCGUGUGACCAUCGACACCGAGCUUAUUACAACUCACCCCGAGAUCGACAUCCGACAGAAUCUGAUCGACUGCAGCGUCGACAUUUGCACGCCCGAUGUGCUGAGUCUGUGGUCGGAUAGCUUCGAUUACCAGUCUCCGCGAAAACACUUCUUGUUCGGUGUGCUGAAGGACUAUGAGCUCAACGGCAAGACGAUCCACACCCAUAUCAUCAAGGACCACUACGCCGCAAGAGUCAGGAACCUUAAGGCCUACGAUGCCGUGAGCAAGGAUAUUAUCUCGCGUUGGACGUAUCCGCUCUGCCCAGACACAAACCUGCUUCCCGGGCACACGUACGAUCUCCGCAAGGGCAAUCUGUACCAGGAACAGGGUGUCACCCUGGCUCGCUCGUGUGUCGUCGGGCGGCGCACGGUCAUUGGCAAGGGCACAAGCAUCGGUGACAAGACGACAAUCAAGAACACAGUCCUUGGGAGGAACUGUAAGAUCGGGAAAAACGUUACACUGGACGGCGCAUAUAUCUGGGAUGGCGUGGAAAUCGGCGACGGGACCACGGUGCGGCAGGCCAUUAUUGCCGACAAGGUUGUGGUGGGCAACAACUGCACGGUCGAGCCUGGUGCUCUUCUCUCAUAUGAAGUGAAAAUCGCCGAUGGCGUGACCGUGAGUGAAGGAAGACGUAUUACAAAAGCCUCAAGAGACGAAGACGGUGGCGUACCAACGAGUGACCCGGAUGUGGUUGGUGAAGGGGGCGAGGGUUACGAAUUCUUCCACGAGGAGGACGAGGAUGAAGACGAUGCUGCGAGUAUUGCGUCGUCUGGUUUGGUCUAUAAUAUGGCGCAGCUAUCCCUCUCUACGGAUUCCAUUUCGACGUUGUCUUCGGAGAUAUCUCACUUCGGCGGAUCCAGAUCAGAGAGUUUCGGCACCUCAUAUUCUGAGGACGAUGAUCAUGAUCAUUUCGUUCACGAUGCCGCAGGCAGUGUCUUUGACAGUCUGAAGGAAGGUGUCACCUCGGAUGUUGUGCAAUUGGAAUUGGUCAGUCUGCGUAUGACGGCCAACGCUUCCGACCACCAGGUCCGACGAGCCGUCGUUACGGCCUUCAUGAAGCGAACACAGCAGUUGAUUGAGGGCGGCAAAGGUGCUGGUGACGCGGUUCGGGAUAUCUUCCGCACCUACCGCGAGAUCAUCGAGCGGUGCAUAUUCGACCGAGACAGCGACGAAAAACCCGACCAAGUCGACUUUUUGCUUCUGCUCCAACAGGACCUUGUGCACCGCCCUCGCGGCGAGACAGCUCUGCUGUUCGCUGCCAAGGAACUGUAUGACUUGGAACUCUUCGAAGAGGAGGCAUAUGAGCAAUGGUGGGCCGAUGAACGGUCCAGCGCUAGCGAGGAAUUGAAGCAGGUGCGCAGUCAGACUCAACAGUUUGUGGACUGGCUUGCCAAUGCCGAGGAAGAAGAGAGCAGCGAAGAGGAGGAAGAUAGCGAUGAGGAAUGA
Molecule: messenger RNA, 2106 nt
Organism: Aspergillus clavatus NRRL 1
Lineage: Eukaryota; Fungi; Ascomycota; Eurotiomycetes; Eurotiales; Aspergillaceae
Product: translation initiation factor eIF2B catalytic subunit epsilon
Exons: 5
Coding region: 1-2106 (701 amino acids)
Biological process (GO): biosynthetic process
Cellular component (GO): eukaryotic translation initiation factor 2B complex
Molecular function (GO): translation initiation factor activity; translation initiation factor binding; guanyl-nucleotide exchange factor activity
Source: RefSeq, a predicted model, not a curated record